CAAGCCCAUCAUGGAUUUUAGUGUAUGAGUAUGACAACUAAAGUUUCCCUUAAUAUGGUCAUCCACAAUUGACCUACAUUCAAUCCCAACACACUUACCUACACUCAAAAAACUCUUCAUCUUUUGACAAUCAACCAACUCAAAAAAAAUUACCUUGAACCAUUCCUAGCUCGUUGGCUCUUAAUUACUGCGGCCUAUAUAUAUAUAUAUAUAACUCCUCCCCUCCCUUCUCAGAAUGCCACACACUCCCACAAGUUUCACUAUAGCCGGAAAGAAUCUAGCUAGUUAGUUAUUCAACAAUAGCGUUAUACCAUUUCCAUAACUAAUGGCCGCUGCUGCGAAGUUGAUUUUGCUGCUGACAUUCGUCACCUGGGCCAUGAUAGCUGCACCUUAUAUGACGGCGACCGUGGCCGAGAGCGCCCUAACUUGCGGCCAGGUGGUUGGCAGCCUAAUUCCAUGUAUCGAUUACUUGCAAAAUGGUGGUGACGUUUCUUCGGCUUGCUGCAAUGGAGUGAGGUCGCUCAAUGACGCAGCCGAGACCACUGACGACCGCCAGAAGGCUUGCAAUUGCUUGAAAUCGACGGCUAAUACCUACCCCAAAGCGAAGGAUUCCUUUGCUGCAGCCCUUCCCGAUGCCUGUGGAGUCGACAUUCACAUUCCUUACAAGAUCAGCAGGGACAUCGACUGCAAAUCGUAAUUGAUUGACAUAUAUUAUCUAAUACAAAUUUAAACCCAACGUUUCGUCUAACCAUUAAUCAAAUUUAGUGAUAAUUGAAUUGAUUGGAAACCAGUUAAUGUUUGUUCUCUUUGUUGUUUUACUUGUCGCUGUGGCAGCAUCGAGUGAAGAAGCAUGCAAAGGAGGGAACGGGAGCGACGGAAGUGAUCAGGAGGCAAUGUCAUGUGUGAGAGGGAUAUGAUAAUAAUGAUGAUAAUAAUAAUAAUAAUAUCAAAAGAAUAAUAUGUGUUGGUUCAUUUAAUGGACAUAUAUAUAUAUAUAUAUAUAUAUAUAUAUAUAUACUCCUAUUGUAAUGUCCAUGUUUAUGUUAUUCUAUAUGUGGACCAUAUAAAAUGACAAGUGGUGUUUAUGAUACCUCCAUUUUUAAUGAAUUUGAGGCUUUUAUUAAAGCACCCACACCAUAGGUGUCUCAACAAGAUGAGAGAGUAGAGUGGAAAAUAAAUAAAAAAAUCUCAAAGUUCUCAAACAAAAUUCUCAAAAUAGA
Molecule: messenger RNA, 1220 nt
Organism: Linum trigynum
Lineage: Eukaryota; Viridiplantae; Streptophyta; Magnoliopsida; Malpighiales; Linaceae
Source: the annotation of a GenBank genome assembly